AUGACUUCUGCUGUCGGGAACUCUGCAGAUUCGAGCAGCAAUAGAUCAGCUCCGAUCAAUGUGUCACUAGACCAAGCAAGGGCAAUUCUGGAACGCGCAACGGGGCAAGAUGUAGAAAUAACAAGCCUGAAAGAAUUGAAAUCGUAUGGCUAUAGUUUACCAAACAAAGUCUACGAAAUACAGUCAACGUCCGGCGACCCCGCCGCCCCAUCGACCUACAUCCUAACGGUCACAUCCCAAGACACCCCCUCCGAGACCGAAUACCGCCCCAACACCCUCCUUUCCUCCGCCCACCUGCACUCCCUCAUCUCCUCCAAGUCCUGCCUCCCCCUCCUGCCCCUCCUCACGACCGACACCACCCUCACCCUCGUCCCCUUCGCCUACACACUCUCCCCCGCACCCGCGGGCACCCCCCUCUCCGCCGCCCGCGCCCUCCUUUCUGCGCGCCAAAACGCGCUCGUCGACCUCCGCCUCGGGCAGUACCUCGCCCAACUCCACGCGCUCGAGAACGACUGGUUCGGCGUCCCCACGGACACAGGCGCGGACCCGCGCGAGCCGAGCUACAGCUGGCAGGAGUCAUUCACACUCUUCCUCGAGGAGGUGCUCUGGGAGGCGGAGCGGCGCGGCGCGGUGCUGCCGUACGGCGACAUCCGCGGGUGGCUCAGCCGCGCGAUUGGGUACUACCUGUUCGACGACGUCGAGGUGCCGAAGCUCGUGUGGUUCACGGGCGGGGAGGACGAGGUGCUCGUGGAGGUGCCCGAGAAGGAGGAGGAGGAACCGCGCAUCAGGGCGUUUCUGAAUAUCGCGCACGCGUUCUGGGGCGACCCGCUGCUCGAGUCGUUGUUCCAGGAACCGUCGAAGGCGCUGAUGGAGGGGUACGGCGGGCCGCUCGUACAGUUUCCGAGACAGAAUACGAAGAGGCUAUGGUAUACGCUUUUCUGGGGGCUCGUGGUAAUGCGAGAAGCGGAAGGAGGGGAGAACGAGGAGAGGAAGCGAUGGGCGCUGGAGGUAGUCCAGAAGGCGCUGGAUGAGUUGAAGGACGCGCCAAGUUAUUGA
Molecule: messenger RNA, 1056 nt
Organism: Gloeophyllum trabeum ATCC 11539
Lineage: Eukaryota; Fungi; Basidiomycota; Agaricomycetes; Gloeophyllales; Gloeophyllaceae
Exons: 2
Coding region: 1-1056 (351 amino acids)
Source: RefSeq, a predicted model, not a curated record